Pyricularia grisea is the source of this 807-nucleotide messenger RNA. RefSeq lists its product as uncharacterized. Bases 1 to 807 code for a protein of 268 amino acids. The record is from RefSeq and is a predicted model, not a curated record. NCBI's taxonomy places the organism in Eukaryota, Fungi, Ascomycota, Sordariomycetes, Magnaporthales, Pyriculariaceae. Gene Ontology annotation, molecular function: chitin binding. The transcript is spliced from 2 exons.
AUGCUACCGACGGCCCCAGCCAGCAUCCUCCUACUACUCUCCUCGGCCUUACAACUUACUGUAGCCGGGGAUGCCCACUCCAACCACGUCGAUCGCAUCAUCCAACGCUCCCCAGACCAACCCCAUCAAGACACAGCACAGCUCUCCCGCCGGCAGAGCGUAACCCCCCAGUGCGGCGCAGCAGGCGGCAACCGGCGGUGCGCAAACAACCUCUGCUGCUCCGACUACGGCUACUGCGGCGAAGGGACCGACUACUGCGACGUACGCUGGUGCCAGGUCCAGUUCGGGCGGUGCGGCGACGCGCCACCUGCCCCGACAACGACGUCCGGCACGACGACCACAACCACCCGCACGACGGCGACGAGAACCACAACCGCGACCUCGCCGCCCGUACCGACCGGCAGCCUCGUGGCCAGCACCAACGGGCAAUGUGGCAACUCCACCACCUGCGCCGGGUCGCCGUUUGGCAACUGCUGUUCCGAGUACUACUUUUGCGGCAGCGGCGUCGCGUACUGUGGUGCGGGAUGCAGGGGCUCGUUCGGCGCGUGCGGGGAUGGUUCCGUGCCUCUGCCGCCCCCUGGGUCGAGCACGUCUUCCUCGACUGUGCGGUCAUCAAGCACCAGCAGUACCGCCGUGCCACGGCCGUCCAACGCCAGCCCCAACGGGAGGUGUGGUGUUGACGCGGGUAGAUUUACUUGUACCGGGACAAACUACGGGCCUUGCUGCUCCGACUACGGGUGGUGUGGAGACGGGCCUGACUAUUGCACGCCACUAUACUGCCAGGCCGACUAUGGCACAUGUGGUUGA